AUGUUCCCAAUUUCUUUGACAUCUGUGGCAGAAUGGGACUGCGAGAGACGUCAGCCUGAUGGGAAAGAGUUUGAUCGAGGCAGGCGUCCUCCAAUGAGCCAGAUCCGCGCAGUUCCUGUGCGGGGCAACCUCGUUCCCACGUGGCGUCUUCUUAUCUCCAACGAGCCAAGAAGUCUGACUGUAGCAGAAAAUCCAUGUCUACUCUUUAGCUCAUCGCCCCCGUGUGGCUUUGUUUUUCCGGUGGCCUGCACACCGUUUGGGGGUGCAGAGACACGGACAUCACGCUUCGGCUGCUUGAAGGUUAAUCUCUGCCAAGGAAAAAUUAACAGCUCUGAUUAUGUGAAAAUAAAGGCAGAACAUGGCCUGCUAAUCGACUUUGAAGAUUUCAUUGGUUACUUGAUUAAUCUUUUGAAAAAGUGCAACAAAAAUAGCGAGGAUGAAGAAAUAGCAUAUACUCUGCAGUUGGACUACAAAGCUAGUGGGGAAACCUCGGAGUACUCUCUACAAGUGAUGGAGACAAAUCAUCUAAGAAAGUUUUGUCAUUUGUCAAUUUCACUAGCCGCUUGUGACGAUAAAGAAAUCAAAGAAACCCUCUGCAAAAGUUUCAAGCAGUUACAAGGAGUGAACGAGAGUUUAGGCGAAGAAGUGCGGAAAAAGACAGACGAAUUACAAACGCUGAAGAGGGAACUUCAAGAAAAAACUGUUACUUUGGAAACAGUCAAUAAAGCACUCGAGAAAGACGUUAAAAAAAUGAGAUUAGAGUAUGAUGAUACCAUUUCUAGAGAGAAAGCAAGGAUGGAUAAAAUUUUUAGUGACUGUAACGAGAAACAUAAAGCUGAAUUAGUGCAGAUGGAGGAACAACAUACACGAGUGAAGCACGAUCUGGAAUAUCUCCUGAAAGAAGCUGAAACGAAGCUGUGUGAAAGUGACGAGAAAUGUAGGGUACUGAAACUCGAUAAUGAGGAACUCAGUGGGGUCGUUGAGAAAAUGCAGGAGAUCGAAAGAAGUACAGGAAGAGAAAUAACAAAGCUGCAAUCGCAGCUCGAAGCGAAAGAUUCACUGAUGAGGGAGAGGCAAGCUACCAGAAGAGUUCUCGUCAUGAAGUACAAGGCGCUGCUGCGAGACUUCAGUCUGACUGCAGAGAAAGUGAAGACUUUACAGGGGCAGCUGGACAGUGCGGUUAAGCGAGAGGCCAAGCUCCGGAAUCAGGUUGAUGAAGGUGAGCGCAGACUACAAGAGGAGUGCGAGCGCGCGUCGGCAGCCGAGCUGCGCUGCCAGAAGCUCGAGGCGCAGCUGGAGGAGAAGAGCUCCGACUACGGCCGGCUGCAGCUGGAGCUGGCCAGCAAGGAGAGCGCCCUCCGCUCCAGCGAGGCCGCCGCCUCCGUCCUCAGCCGCCAGCUGCGGCAGCUGCAGCUGCACCAGCGCUACCCGCACGUCGCCACCAGCCGGCCACCUCUCGGCCUGGCGUCGGCGAGGCCGCAAUCCUUCGGAAGCUGCGGCGAUCACCUUAGGGCUGACACCUUCCGACGCGAACCGCAGGCAGCAACUGUCAGCGACGCCAUUUCAUCUUACUUCUCCAAGAGGCUCUGA
Messenger RNA from Schistocerca piceifrons (Central American locust), 1590 nucleotides. Its product is annotated as cilia- and flagella-associated protein 58-like. Gene Ontology annotation, cellular component: centriole. NCBI's taxonomy places the organism in Eukaryota, Metazoa, Arthropoda, Insecta, Orthoptera, Acrididae. The record is from RefSeq and is a predicted model, not a curated record. The transcript is spliced from 4 exons. The coding region runs from base 1 to 1590 and encodes 529 amino acids. Gene Ontology annotation, biological process: centriole replication.